Messenger RNA from Silurus meridionalis, 2697 nucleotides. It is a transcript of the gene mboat1, whose product is annotated as membrane bound O-acyltransferase domain containing 1. Bases 262 to 1728 code for a protein of 488 amino acids. The transcript is spliced from 13 exons. The record is from RefSeq and is a predicted model, not a curated record. Gene Ontology annotation, molecular function: acyltransferase activity. Gene Ontology annotation, cellular component: membrane. Gene Ontology annotation, biological process: lipid modification. NCBI's taxonomy places the organism in Eukaryota, Metazoa, Chordata, Actinopteri, Siluriformes, Siluridae.
ACGUUCAGCUCCCUAUUCAGCGCCGCACCUUCUUCCCAAACCUGCUCCAACUUCUUCAAGUGCCCGAGAUCAUUCUCGAUGAUGUUUCUGCGGUGGAAUUCGGUUUGAAUUUCAGGAUUUCUGCUCGUGUUGUGUGGAAGGAAUGUUAUUUGUGUGAAAACUCUUUUGCUGGUGUUGAUGACAUUCAGCCCGCACGCGCAUGAAAAGGAAUCCAGGAGUUUCAGAAGUUUUUGGAAUUGGAGGAGAUUUUAGGGAUGCAGAAUGGAUCCCAAAUCUGACAUCCUGCUUCAAACUACUGGCUGCACAUGGCUGAGCCCCAUUAGCACGUUCCUGGGAGUACCUCUGGAUCAGGUCAACUUUAUAAUGUGCCAGAUGUUCGGCCUGGCAGCUGCCUCCUGGUUUCGGCUGUAUCUCAGUCCUCAGCGUGUUGGUCCAGCUGUGCGCCAUGCUGUUGCUAGUUUCCUGGGCUCAAUGUUCAUUAUAUUUAGCUUUGGAUGGUAUUCCUUGCAUGUCUUCAUGAUGUCAUUCAUCUGCUAUGUCAUCCUCCACAGAGCAAGCGUCCACACUGUUCACUGGUACUCGAUGAUUGUGGCGAUGGGGUACCUCACGGCAUGUCAGGUCAGCAGGGUCAUCAUCUUCAACUAUGGGGUCCUGGCCACGGAUUUCUCAGGGCCACUGAUGAUGAUGGUGCAGAAGAUCACCACUUUAGCCUUUCAGCUUCACGAUGGAAAGUGUCACAAACAGGAGGAACUCACUGAAGAACAAAGACGACUGGCUGUAGUGACCCCGCCAUCGUUGCUGGAGUACCUGAGCUACACUCUGAACUUCAUGAGCAUUCUGGUGGGGCCGUGCAGCAACUACAGGGACUACACAGAGUUCAUCGAGGGACACCAUGUUCACAGCAAACUCAAACACAACAUACAGCAAAAUGGCUACCACACGCACGCAGACCCCUCGCCUGUGCGAGCCGUGUGUCAGAAGUUAAUGGUGUGUCUCGGCUGCCUCUUCUGGUUCUUCACAAUCACCAGGAGGUUCCCAAUCAGCCUCAAUGUGGAACCAGGGUUCGUUAACGAGGCCUCGUUCCUCAGCAGACUAGCUUACGCCUUUAUUUCCAUCCAGGCGUCUCGGCCUAAGUUUUACUUCGCGUGGACUAUCGCUGAUGCAGUACAUAAUGCAGCGGGAUAUGGGAUCAGCGGAUUAGACCAGAAGGGCCGAGUAUCCUGGGAUCUCAUCUCUAACAUCCACAUCUGGAAAAUCGAGACAGCGACCAGCUUCAAAAUGUUCAUUGACAACUGGAACAUACAGACAGGGGUGUGGCUCAAGAGUGUGUGUUACGACCGUGUGCCGUAUUUCCGGACGCCGUUGACGUUCAUGUUGUCAGCACUGUGGCAUGGAGUUUACCCUGGAUAUUACUUCACCUUCCUUACAGGCAUCCCCAUCACAUUAACAGCCCGUGCUGCCCGCAGGAAUUUCCGCCACUAUUUCUUGCACUCUCGUUCUGUCAAACUGGUGUAUGACGUCAUCACCUGGGCAGUGACUCAGCUCACCAUCUGUUACGCCGUCUUGCCGUUCCUAGUGCUGGCCGUGGAGCCGACGGUUAUUUAUUACAGGUCCAUGUACUUCUACGUGCACAUCAUUAGCAUUCUGGGGAUGCUCAUUCCAGCCAGCAGACCCAGGAGGCCCGAUCUCUAUGCCCAGCAUUUCAACAAUAACGUGAAGGGAGAAUAAAUACCCUGCCGUGUAUGUGUGUGUGUGUGUGUGUGUGUGUGUGUGUGUGUGUGUGUGUGUGUGCGUUAGAGAGACUGCAAUGGCAUGAGGGCUGCACAAAGGACGCUCUGUGAGAGUGACAAAGCGAGCCGGGCCGGAGUGUAACCGCCUGCCAUGAUGUGUCCUCAUGCUCAGUUCAUGAAUAAACACACAGUCCAGGGAUAUUGAUGACUAAACUGUAGAUCUGAUAAAGUUCUCACCGGCAGUGCAUCAUGCUGCACCUUGCGAUUAUGAAGCCAGGAUGGACUCCUCACAUCUUUACUAAGGAAAUUAGUUGUUCUGUUGUUAAGUGUUUUUAAAACCUUAAACUCUGGGUAUUACACAAGUUGUAGACCAGAGCAUUAAUUGUACAUUAAUGUUGCCUAAUAAGUAUUUAUUAUAUAUAAAUAGUAUGUAUAACAUUGUGUUGUUGUUGUUGUUUUUUUUAUAAAAAAUUUGAAAGCUACCUUUUUUAAAAGAUCUUUUGAAAAAAUAAAAUCAAAUGUGGUUUUUGAAUGGUUUAUUUAUUGUACUUAUUCUACAUUCAACUGCAGUCAUGUUCAUGUUUAUGAGAGGAUUAGCUACAACUAGUUCAAAGUGGAUCCUAAAGACCAAUAUUAGUUUAAACGUUUUUUUUUCUAACAAAUUUACAUAUUUCAAGGCUACAGCUGAGCUAGCUUCAUUAUAAUUCUCAAUCAUUAGCUAGCUCAUGCUAUGCGUAUGUGUUAUGUGUGUAUGUCAUGUUAAUCGUUCUCACAAAUUAAAAUACCUCAGCCACAACAUGGAAUUUUCUGUACAAUACACUAAAACCCAUUAAACAAAAAAGUAAAAAAUUACAAGGGUAAUUUUAGUUAAUUGGAACCUUUAACAAAUCAUUUAACGCCACAUCUCUAGCAAAUGUUGAUGUUCCACAUGCUUCUGUCUCUUUACACUGUCUGUAUAAAAGACUUC